Aspergillus alliaceus is the source of this 2820-nucleotide messenger RNA. Its product is annotated as C-1-tetrahydrofolate synthase. Gene Ontology annotation, biological process: tetrahydrofolate interconversion. Gene Ontology annotation, molecular function: methenyltetrahydrofolate cyclohydrolase activity; methylenetetrahydrofolate dehydrogenase (NADP+) activity; formate-tetrahydrofolate ligase activity. The record is from RefSeq and is a predicted model, not a curated record. The coding region runs from base 1 to 2820 and encodes 939 amino acids. Gene Ontology annotation, cellular component: cytosol. NCBI's taxonomy places the organism in Eukaryota, Fungi, Ascomycota, Eurotiomycetes, Eurotiales, Aspergillaceae. The transcript is spliced from 5 exons.
AUGGCUGCUACUAAGAUCGAUGGCACGCAGAUCGCCAAGAAUAUUCGGGCGGGUCUGAAGAAUGAGAUCCAGCAGAUCCAGGAGUCUAACCCCAGAUUCAAGCCCAAUUUGGUUAUCUUCCAAGUGGGCAGUAGAUCGGAUUCGAGCACAUAUGUGCGCAUGAAGUUGAGGGCUGCCGAAGAGGCGGGCAUCAUCUGCAAAAUCAUCAAUUUCCCGGAGUCUACCAUUGAAUCCGAGCUCCUUCAGGAAAUCACCAAGGCCAACAAUGACCCCGCCGUGCACGGCAUUCUCGUCCAAUUACCCCUUCCACAACACAUGUCCGAACAUACCGUUACUUCUGCGGUGGCAGACGAAAAGGAUGUUGACGGGUUUGGAGCGGUCAAUAUCGGUGAAUUGGCUAAGAGAGGUGGCAACCCCCUCUUUGUUCCUUGCACACCACAGGCCGUGAUGGAGCUCCUGCGAGUAAGCGGAGUCGACCCAGCGGGUAAGAAGGCAGUGGUGCUUGGCCGGAGUGACAUUGUCGGAAGUCCUGUUAGCUACCUGCUGAACAAAGCGGAUGCAACUGUGACCCUGUGCCAUCGCAAAACCCCUGAUGUUGAGAGCAUUGUCAAGUCGGCAGACAUUCUUGUUGCCGCCGUUGGCAAAGCGGAAUAUGUUAAGGGCGAUUGGCUGAAGCCUGGUGCUGUUGUCAUUGACGUUGGUAUCAACUAUAAGCCGGAUCCUUCAAAGAAGUCUGGCGAGCGACUCGUUGGUGACGUUGAGUUUGAGUCCGCCGCUCAGGUGGUUUCUCAAAUAACUCCCGUUCCUGGUGGCGUUGGCCCCAUGACGGUGGCCAUGCUGAUGCGGAAUGUGGUUAACUCUGCUAAGGCUUACUUCGAGAAGCAGAAGGAUAGACACAUCACCCCAUUGCCGCUCAAGUUGGUCCGCCCGGUGCCUUCAGAUAUCGCCAUCUCUCGCGCACAGUAUCCUAAGGCAAUUACACAAAUCGCUUCGGAAAUCGGCAUUGCGCCCAAUGAGCUCGAGCCUUUCGGUCAUACAAAAGCUAAAGUGAGUCUCGAUACCCUUGAUCGCUUGGCUCACCGCCGUAAUGGAAGAUAUAUCUUGGUGUGUGGUAUUACUCCAACUCCGCUUGGCGAGGGUAAGUCGACGACUACUUUGGGACUUACCCAGGCCAUUGGUGCGCACUUGAAUCGCAUUGUGUUUGCCAAUGUCCGCCAGCCAAGCCAGGGUCCUACAUUCGGUAUCAAGGGUGGGGCUGCCGGUGGUGGAUACAGUCAGGUCAUCCCUAUGGAUGAGUUCAAUUUGCAUUUGACUGGUGAUAUCCAUGCGAUCACUGCUGCGAACAAUCUUCUUGCCGCCGCCAUCGAAACUCGUAUGUUCCAUGAAGCAACUCAGAAGGAUGCCGCCCUCUAUAAGCGAUUGGUCCCUGCCAAGAAAGGCAAGCGCGAGUUCCAGCCCAUCAUGUUCAAGAGAUUGAAUAAGUUGGGUAUUACCAAGACCAACCCAGACGAACUGACCGACGAGGAAAUCCGUCGGUUUGCGCGCCUUGAUAUCGACCCAAAGACCAUUACCUGGCGCCGUGUCUUAGAUGUUAACGAUAGACAUCUUCGUGGCAUCACUGUCGGACAGGCGCCUACUGAGAAGGGUCUGACCCGUGAAACGGGCUUCGAUAUCUCCGUCGCUAGUGAGUGUAUGGCUAUCCUUGCACUGAGCAAUAGCCUGGAGGACAUGCGUGAGAGGUUGGGAAGGAUGGUUGUUGCCACGUCGAAGAGUGGUGAACCAGUCACCUGUGAUGACAUCGGCGCGGGUGGUGCCCUUGCUGCACUUAUGAAGGACGCUAUCAAGCCUAACCUCAUGCAAAGCUUGGAGGGAACUCCGGUUUUGGUGCACGCUGGCCCAUUUGCCAAUAUUAGUAUCGGGGCUAGCUCCGUAAUUGCGGAUAAGUUGGCCCUGAAACUCGCCGGCACGGAGCCCGAUGAGGACCAUGAUGCCAAGACUGGUUUUGUUGUGACGGAGGCUGGGUUCGACUUCACCAUGGGUGGCGAGCGGUUCUUCAACAUCAAGUGCCGUUCUUCCGGUUUGUCUCCAGACACUGUGGUCAUCGUGGCCACCGUUCGUGCUCUGAAGGUCCAUGGUGGCGGUCCGGAGAUUAGCCCCGGAGCUCCAUUGAACGAAGUUUACCGUACCGAGAACGUCGAUAUUCUACGCAAGGGUUGCAUCAACCUGAAGAAGCAUAUCGAGAAUGCCCGUCAGUAUGGAGUACCCGUGGUGGUAGCCAUCAACCGCAUGGAAACGGAUACUGAAGCGGAAAUCAAUGUCAUUCGGGAAGAAGCCAUUGCCGCUGGAGCCGAAGACGCGAUUGCCGCUAACCAUUGGGCCGAGGGUGGAGCUGGAGCUGUGGACUUGGCCAAGGGUGUCCUGGCAGCUAGCUCCAAACCGAAAGAAUUCAAGCUCUUGUAUGAACUGGAAGGGAGCAUCCAGGAGCGCAUCGAGCGCAUCGGCAAGGCUAUGUACGGCGCGGAGAAGGUCGAGUUCAGCGAACUCGCGCAGAAGAAGGUCGACACCUACACAGCUCAAGGAUUUGGUCAUCUCCCGAUCUGUAUUGCGAAGACUCAGUACUCGCUCAGUCACGAUCCGGCAUUGAAGGGCGCCCCAACCGGGUUCACAGUCCCUAUCCGGGAUGUUCGACUGGCCGUGGGUGCUGGAUAUCUGUACGCCCUUGCUGCCGAUAUUCAAACCAUUCCUGGUUUGCCGACCGCCCCGGGUUACUUAAACGUCGAUAUUGACACCGAGACCGGGGAAAUAGACGGUUUGUUUUAG